AUGCCGUUUGUGAAAGUCUUAAAGAAUAAGGCGUAUUUUAAACGCUAUCAGGUCAAAUAUCGUCGUCGUCGAGAAGGCAAGACGGAUUAUCGUGCUCGGAAACGUUUGAUUACGCAAGAUAAGAACAAAUACAAUUCACCAAAGUAUCGUCUUGUAGUUCGUAUUACCAAUACCAAAGUCAUUUGUCAAAUUGCGUAUGCUGAAAUUGAUGGUGAUAAAAUUCUAGCUCAAGCUACAUCGGCAGAAUUACCACGUUAUGGCUUGAAAGUUGGUCUCAAGAAUUAUGCGGCAGCGUAUGCGACAGGUCUAUUGGUAGGUCGUCGAGUCUUGCAAAAACUUGGGCUAGAUGAAGACUAUGAAGGCAAUACUGAAGUGGAUGGAGAGAUUGUCAAGACAGAGAGCAAUGGCCGUACGUACUUUGUCGAUGAAGUUGCCGAUGAGAAACGUCCAUUCCGAUGCUAUUUGGACGUUGGUCUACGUACUACAACCACGGGUAACCGUGUGUUUGGUGCUUUGAAAGGUGCUGCUGAUGCUGGAUUAGAUAUUCCACACAGUGAAAAGCGUUUCCCUGGCUACAGUCGCGAUGACAAGAGCUACGACGCUGAAGUUCACCGUGACCGUAUCUUUGGUGUUCAUAUCUCGGAUCAUAUGAAGGAACUGGAAGAGGAUGAUCCAGAAAUGCUUGCUGCUCACUAUGCUGAGUAUGUCAAGGCUGGUGUGAAUCCGGAUGAGCUGGAAGAUUUGAUUACCAAGGUACAUGAAGCAAUUCGUGCGGACCCGUCACCUGCUCCGAAGAAGGAUUACUCGUUUGAUAAGAAGUACAAACGCCAGGCCAAGCGUUCACGCCAACAGCGUCAGGCUCGUGUUGCUCAGAAGAAGGCCCAUGCUGCUUCUAAAAAUGAGUAA
Messenger RNA from Peronospora belbahrii, 906 nucleotides. NCBI's taxonomy places the organism in Eukaryota, Oomycota, Peronosporomycetes, Peronosporales, Peronosporaceae. The record is from the annotation of a GenBank genome assembly.